ACAGUAACUAGUAGAACGUUACAUAACUGGACUGCCUGGCAGUACACUACUUACUUGAGUUUGCUGGAUGCUCCGCUUGAGGCUACCAACUGCCUGGCCCCGCGCAUCACAUGCACGACCAUUUUCCAGGAGCUCAACACCGUACUCAGGUCAUAAUAAAUGGUCCAAAAUAAAGCAACGAAAAGGUGCAGAAGACGCGAAGAAAUCCAUCUUGUACGGCAAAGCCGCCAGCGACAUUCUUGCCGCUGCCAGGAAUGGCGGGUCACCGAUUAUUGAAGAGAACUCUAUGUUAGCCACUGCCGUCCGACGCGCAAAAGACGCCGGUGUCCCGAAAGAGAACAUUGAGAAUGCUUUGCUCAAGGCUUUCAAAAGGAAGAACAACAAUGGUCAAGCUGUCACUUAUGAAGCCAUGAUGCACGGCUCUGUGGGCAUCAUCAUAGAAUGUAGGACUGAUAACAUCAACCGCACCCUCAGUAAUGUGAGGGAAGUGCUCAACCGUCAUGGUGCUCGACAGGCUCCCGUCAAGUUCAUGUUCCGUCAGCGAGGAUACCUCAAAAUUGCUCUCGACCCAAACGAUAUAGAAGAUCUGUUCAACACAGCAGAGUCGACUCAGUGUGCCUUUGAUUUCGACGAAUGGGAAGAUGACUCCAGUGGUAGUCGCGGAAUAGAGCUGGCAUGUUCUCCCGACGAGUUGUUCAAGUUAGAAGAUGGACUUCGUCAGUACAUCCAGCAGAACGACAAUGCUGAAAUACUCGUCAGGGAGGUUAGAUGGGCCCCGCUGGAAGAGCAAGGAAGCACCGACGAUGAGAAAGACAGUGUCUCAAAUCUCGUCGAAGCUUUAGAAGAGGACGAGGAUGUCACCUGUGUGUCGACUUCCUUGGAAUAUAGCUCUCUUCUCGGGAACGCUUGAUUUAUAAUACAUACUUAUACAACAGAUAAUGAAGACAAAACUCCGUAACGCCCGGAGACAGUAUAGAUCAAAC
Messenger RNA from Suillus plorans, 983 nucleotides. RefSeq names its product YebC-like protein. The transcript is spliced from 8 exons. Gene Ontology annotation, cellular component: mitochondrion. NCBI's taxonomy places the organism in Eukaryota, Fungi, Basidiomycota, Agaricomycetes, Boletales, Suillaceae. The coding region runs from base 68 to 910 and encodes 280 amino acids. The record is from RefSeq and is a predicted model, not a curated record.